AUGCUCAAAACAUCAGGGUCCCCUCAUGGUGCGGAUGCGGAUUUCGUGCAUCCGCAGGGUGUCUCCGAUAGCGAUCAUGACUUUGAGAAGCAGCAGGAUGUCCAGCCGGAGUAUCAGGAUGCGUUUGGCGAUGAGGAGCAUGCCGAGGUUAAGUACAAGACCUUGAGCUGGUGUGCUAAUGAAGUAGUCAUGGUUGCCGAGACGGUGUCUCUGGGCAUCCUGUCGUUGCCAGCGGUCGUUGCUGCUCUUGGACUGGUCCCUGCCAUUAUUUUGAUGAUAGGCCUGGGCUUGAUGUCCACCUAUACCGGCUACACCAUCGGUCAGUUCAAAUGGCGCUAUCCGCACAUCCACAGCAUGGCGGACGCCGGCGAGGUGCUACUGGGUGCUUUCGGCCGGGAACUCUUCGGCACGGGCCAGCUGCUGCUCGUCGUCUUCAUCAUGGCGAGCCAUAUCUUGACCUUUGCCGUCGCGAUGAACAACAUCACUGAGCACGGAACUUGUUCUAUCGUCUUUAGCGUCGUGGGACUGGCCAUUUCGUUCGUGUUGUGUUUGCCCCGAACGCUCUCCAAGGUGUCUUUCCUUUCGGUUGCGUCAUUUAUUAGCGUCUUUUCGGCCGUCAUGAUCGUCAUGAUUUCGGUGGGUAUCCAGCGUCCGUGGAAAGGAAGCCUCAAUGCUACGGUUGAUACCAGUCUGUACAAGGCUUUCCUCGCCGUCUGUAACAUCGUGUUCUCCUUCUCCGGCCACGUUGCCUUCUUUGGAUUUAUGGCGGAACUCAAAAACCCCCGUGACUAUCCCAAGUCCCUCUUCCUGCUGCAAGGACUCGACACCUGUCUGUACAUCGUCGCUGCCGUGGUCAUCUAUUGCUACACCGGUGACGGUGUGACAUCUCCUGCGCUGGGCUCCGCUAGUCCUGUUGUCCGGAAGGUGGCGUACGGCGUCGCCUUGCCGACGAUUAUCAUCGGCGGUGUGGUCAACGGCCAUGUCGCGGCCAAAUACAUAUACGUGCGGCUGUGGCGGCACAGCGACCGCAUGCACAAGCGUGAUCUCGUGUCGGCAGGAUCGUGGGUGCUGAUCGGACUGGUGACUUGGAUCAUCGCUUGGAUUAUCGCCGAGGCGAUUCCCGUGUUCAAUAACCUGCUGAGUUUGGUGGCGUCGCUCUUUGCAAGCUGGUUCACUUACGGAUUCAGCGCCCUCUUCUGGCUGCAUCUCAAUAAGGGCCGGUACUUCUCGACCCCCAUGAAGACCACGUUGACCAUUUUCAAUGUCUUCAUUAUCGGCAUUGCAGCCUGCAUUUGCGGUCUGGGUCUCUACGUAUCCGGAAAAGCCCUACACGACGAUCCCGGGAGCGCGAGUUUCUCGUGCGCGAACAAUGCCUAA
Molecule: messenger RNA, 1377 nt
Organism: Aspergillus clavatus NRRL 1
Lineage: Eukaryota; Fungi; Ascomycota; Eurotiomycetes; Eurotiales; Aspergillaceae
Product: amino acid transporter
Exons: 9
Coding region: 1-1377 (458 amino acids)
Biological process (GO): amino acid transmembrane transport
Cellular component (GO): vacuolar membrane
Molecular function (GO): amino acid transmembrane transporter activity
Source: RefSeq, a predicted model, not a curated record